CGGCAAGUGAUGGGUGAUCUGCCUCAAGAGAGAACCAGGCCAGCGGCUCCAUUUGAAUUCACGGCAGUUGACCUGUUUGGACCGUAUCUGGUCAAGGAUGAUGUGAAGAAGAGAGUCUGGAUGAAGGUUUCGGGCGUCGUAUUCUGCUGUAUGGCCAGUAGAGCAAUCCACACAGAGCUGGCCAACACCAUGUCGACUGAAAGCUUUCUGAUGGCUUAUCAGAGGUUCACAGCAAUUCGAGGACAUCCUAAGAAGAUUUGGUCCGACCCAGGGACCAAUUUUGUUGGUGCCAAACCUGUUCUGGAGGAGUUGUAUCAGUUUCUGGAUGGUCUGGAUAGGCCUGCUGUGGAGGAAACUUCAGCUCAAAAUGGAACCAGCUGGCAUUGGGAAAUCCAGCCGGCUGAUUCACCUCAUCGAAAUGGCUCUGCUGAAGCAGCUGUUCGGAUUGUGAAGAAGGCGUUCCAGAGUCUGGGGAGAGAAUCAGAGCUCAGUUACAGCGAACUUCAGACGACACUUCAGCUCGCUGCUAAUCUGUCGAAUGAGCGCCCCAUUGAUGCCAGGGUGCAGAGCUGUAAAGACACCGUGCAGUACAUCACACCCAAUGCACUCCUGUUGGGGCGGGCAUCAUCGAGUGGUGACUGGAAAACAUUUGUGUUUACGAGCUACCCCUAUAAGAGGCUUCAGGAAAUGCAGCACCAGGUCAACAAAUUCUGGAGUUCCUGGAGCCAACUUGCCGGCCCUAAUCUCUUCGUGAGGAGUAAAUGGCACACUACACAGAGGAAUGUUGCAGACGGAGAUAUUGUUUGGCUGUGCGACCAAAAUGCAUUGAGGGGUGAGACCUGCAACAUCAGCAUCCAGGCAUCUUGCCUCCAGCAUCUGGAGGGACGUUCAGUCCACAAUUCUUCAUCGGGACGUUCGACGAUUGGUGGUUCUGCUGCCAGUGGAGGAGCAGGCAGGAGGCCAAAAAGGGGAUCUCUGACCACAAGGUUACUGUGUGCGAUCUUUCCAGCGGUUCUCGUGGGAAGAUCGAGUGGGAGGUGUUGAGUUGAGUUGCAGACCGAGCCCCUCUCUGGCUGGGAGGUAGAUUUAGGUGUGUCUCCCAGGCUGGCGGCGGAGAUUUGAAUGCACCAGGUGGAGAGGAUCUGGCGAUCAGGGGGGUUGGAGGCACUCACUCACAGGACAGUGAAGAGCGAGCAGUUUGAGAAAGCGAUAUUGAAGAGCUUGGAAAGAGGAGACUGCAGGAAUAAAGCUUGCAAAGACUGAAGAAGGAGCCGGUGAGCUUUUUGAGUGGC
This is a messenger RNA of Gasterosteus aculeatus aculeatus (three-spined stickleback), 1292 nucleotides long. RefSeq lists its product as uncharacterized. The record is from RefSeq and is a predicted model, not a curated record. NCBI's taxonomy places the organism in Eukaryota, Metazoa, Chordata, Actinopteri, Perciformes, Gasterosteidae. Gene Ontology annotation, molecular function: nucleic acid binding. Gene Ontology annotation, biological process: DNA integration.